Molecule: messenger RNA, 969 nt
Organism: Leptopilina heterotoma
Lineage: Eukaryota; Metazoa; Arthropoda; Insecta; Hymenoptera; Figitidae
Exons: 6
Coding region: 1-969 (322 amino acids)
Source: RefSeq, a predicted model, not a curated record
AUGUUUUGGUCAUCUUUAGAGGAUUAUAAUUCAACUUCGAGUAGUAAUAGCAGUGAUUCAGAAGAAUUCCUUGAUUCUGUUGACACGCGCGAGGAAUAUGAAGUAUCCUUUAAAAAUUCAUUGCAGAAAAAUGAGGAAUCAUCUGAUACUGAGAAAAGGUUGCUUUCACAGGAAUCGAAAAUACUUUGUCGUGCAGAGACAAAUUCCCAUCCUUUUAUUCAAUGUCAAGAAACGGAUUCGUUUUACGAUAACGAAAGUCUCUCAAUGGCUCUGGAUAGAUUUAAACAAAAGAAUCAUUUUCCAUCAGAACAGACUCUAAUGCGAGAGGAUAUAUUAAAAACUCUUACGAGAUUAGAGAGAUUAAUUAAACAGCAAGAAAAAAUGUUAUCAACAAUGGAAUGUGAUUUGAUUUGCGGUAAAGGAAAUACUUCUGCCAUUGAUCUUUACCAGUAUAAGAUUCAUGAAACUUAUGAGAAUAGAUUAUUGCAAGGAACGCAACAAUUGUUUCAAAGUUUAGAAUCCCUUCGAAUUCAAUUAAAGCGAAUUGGAUUAAUUGAAGAUGAACGAAUUCAUUUGAUUGAACGUGUUUAUUCAUUGCCGUCAAGUCAACGACAAUUGUAUGGACAUUUAAUAAUGUUAGAGAAAGAAAAAUUACAAUUGACGCAAAAAUUGCAAGAUUACGAUAAAAUGAUAAUCGAGAGGGAGGAUUUAAAAAAACAGGUGAAUGUCCUUGUAGAAAAUUGUCUACAAAUGGAACGUGAAUUGAGGAAUUUACGACGAAAUAAUAAAACCGAGGAAUUAUUGAAUGAAUUAAAUGAAACAUCGACACACAAGGAUCAAUUGCGAAUGCAACUCGAUAAAAUUGUCAAAGACGGUCCAAAAGUAUUGAGAGUUUGCGGUGAAUCGAUAACAAAAAUUGUCGAAGAACGUGAUCAACUCAGACUGAAGCAAAGAAACACAAUUUUAUAA